UAUGUCACUGAGUGCUGACAGUUCCCAUGGAGUUUGACCGUGGCAAAGUAAAAAUGUCUUACGUCGUAUUCAAUAACCCAAAGCUGGUCGAAAAGACACUUUUGCGCGACUUACCUCAAAGUUCAGUGGUGGCAAAGAGAACAGCCGCUCACUCACAUUUAAGGACAACAUUAUGGCCAUUCACAGGACAGUUACCAUUUUACUUGUGUUUACUGCUGUUAUUUCACUUUGUUGGUCUUUGCCAGAAUAUCGUCGUAUCGGUUGCUUUAGCGACAAUCGUGACAGAGCUCUGCCCAAGUAUCUUGGACUAUUUCGAUCAAAAAGUGAUCCCUUACUAUCAUGCUACCAAGAGUCACAAAGCAGAGGCUACAAGGUCUUUGCUAUGCAAAAUAACGGUGAAUGCUGGUCGGGACCCGACGCCCACACGACGUACGACAAACAUGGUCAGUCGGUAGUUUGUCGGAACAACCUCGGGGGUGCAUGGGCGAAUGAUGUGUUCAUCAAAGCGUACUUCCAUGUGGGAUGUUUUGAAGACAGGUCACACAGAUCAAUAAGGAAUUACUAUGGCAGUUUCUCAGGAGCUGAUGCAGUCCAGAAAUGCUAUGAAAAAGUGGUAGGRAAGGGUUUCCAUGCGUUUGGUGUACAAAACAAUGGUGAAUGUUGGUCGUCAAACUCAGCAGAUUCUAAAUACAACUUGUAUGGACCUUCUAACAAAUGCAGGAACGGAAAAGGGGGAGGCUGGGCCAAUGAUGUCUACUUUAUUCACGACUAUUCACCCAAGUACGAGCACCAUGGCUGUUACCGAGACAUGGCUAAUAGAGCAAUGGGAAGCCUUCAGGGAGCAAGAAAAAACCGUAACGACGCCAUCGAGAAGUGUUAUGAAGACGCCAUUAAGGGUGGUUUCAUUAUGUUUGGUUUACAACACGGUGGCGAGUGUUGGUCUGGUGAUAAGAUUGAAUUGACUUACAGCAAGUAUGGUGAAGCUGGCGACUGUAAAGACGGUCUUGGUGGUAGCUGGGCUAACGACGUCUAUUCUGUUAAYUACUUCAGGAAAGGAUGCUACAAAGAUGGUUCACCAAAAGCGAUGGGUGAUUUCCUGGGUAGAUUUACUGGGCCAGACGCUGUGCUGCGCUGUUACCAGAAGGUACACGAAUUACUUUACACAGUCUUUGGUGUCCAAAAUGGCGGAGAUUGUUACUCUAGCAAAGAUGCUUCAGAGAGUUUUGAUAAGUACGGUGCUGGUUCAGACUGUAAGGACGGCACAGGGAGUCCAACAUCCAAUGACGUUUACUUUGCUCCUGGAUUCGACCCAUACAAAAAGUUGCAYCCUAGAGAAGGAUGCUUCAAAGACUCAAGAGAUCGAGCAUUGCCUGUUUAUAUUGGUUUCUUCAGCCAAAAUGCAAUCCAUAGGUGUUUCCAGGAAGUUUUAGCAAAGAAAUGGACAUACUUUGGUGUGCAGAAUAAUGGUGAAUGCUGGUCAGGCCCUGAUGUAGCUUCUACUUACGGCAAACAUGGAGUAGGUACUGGCUGCUACAAUGGUCUUGGUGGACAAUGGCGUAACGAUGUUUAUAGACUUGCUUUCAAAAGUGAGGGAUGUUUCAACGACGAUCCAUUGCGUGCUCUGCCUGACGUCCUUGGUAUAUGGCCAAAAGUGUCACCAAGUGUUGCUUUAGCGAACUGCUUUGCAGCAGCCAAAGCAAAAGGUCUUACUGUAUUUGGAAUUCAGUAUGAUGGAGAAUGCUACUCAAGUCCCCACGGCCUGUCAGUGUACAAGAAAUAUGGUCCCGGUACCGGAUGCACCAAUGGUGUUGGAGAAAGUUGGGUCAAUGACGUGUAUUACAUCAAUUCUACGUCACAGUAUACGUCACUUGGUUGUUGGAAGGACGAGGCGUGGAGGAGAUUUGAGUUGCUUGGCACGUGGCGAGARGAUAGCUACCUCAAGUGCUUCGAAGCCGUCUCGGCCAAGGGUUACAAAGGGUUCGGGUUGCAGUACGGCGGAGAGUGUUGGUCAAGUGCUGAAAUACUGACGCGCUAUAACGAGCGAGGAAAAACGGACAUUUGUGAGGAUGGGAAGGGAAGUGACUGGGCCAAUGACAUCUACUUAAUGGCCAAGGGUUACAAAGGGUUCGGGUUGCAGUACGGCGGAGAGUGUUGGUCAAGUGCUGAAAUACUGACGCGCUAUAACGAGCGAGGAAAAACGGACAUUUGUGAGGAUGGGAAGGGAACCCAUGGCGAAGACGCAGUGCAUAAAUGUUACGAAUUGGCUGCCGCCAAAGGAUAUCACGCAUUUGCUCUCCAAAAUGGAGGAGAGUGCUGGUCGUCUGAAGAAGCUGAUAUAAAUUAUAACAUGCAUGGACUUGCGACGAAUUGUAAAGACGGCAAAGGGGGAGGCUGGUCCAAUGAUGUCUACUUUAUUCACGACUUUUCACCAAUGUACAAACGCCAAGGUUGCUAUAGAGACGAAAGAGACAGAGCCAUGGGAAGUCUUCAGGGUUCAAGAAAAAACCGUAACGACUCCAUCGAGAGGUGUUAYCAAGACGCCGUUAAGGGUGGUUUCACUAUGUUUGGUUUACAACACGGUGGUGAGUGUUGGACUGGUGAUAAACUUGAAAAGACUUACAGCAAGCAUGGUGAAGCUGACAACUGUAAAGACGGUCUUGGUGGUGUCUGGUCUAACGAUGUCUACUCUAUAAACUUCUACAGGAAAGGUUGCUAUAAGGAUGACUCGCCAAGAACGAUGGGUGUAUUUCUGGGCAGCUUUACUGGUCCAAACGCUGUACUACGUUGUUACCAGUUAGUUAAGGACAGAAAGCAUAGUGCGUUUGGUGUGCAAAACGGUGGUGAUUGCUACACUAGUUAUGAUGCAAUGGCAGUGUAUGAUAAGUAUGGCGCUGGGUCUGAUUGUAAAGACGGCAAAGGUGGCCCCUCAUCUAACGACGUGUAUUUUAUCAAUCGUUUUGAUAAGAAUGAUAAGUUGUACCCAAGAGAGGGUUGUUUCAAAGACAAAAGAGAUCGAGCCCUUCCAGUGUACCUUGGCUACUUCCACAAAAAUGCCGUAAACAGUUGUUUCAGAGCAGCUUUAGCAAAGGACUGGAGGUUUUUUGGGAUACAAAAUGGCGGCGAGUGUUGGUCGGGACCUAACGUCAUCGCUACGUUCUCAAAACAUGGUGCUGGUACUAAGUGUCACAAUGGCUUGGGUGGAGUAUGGAAUACCGAUGUUUAUAGAAUCGCUUUCCAGCACAAAGACUGUUAUGUUGACGAUCCAUUGCGCGCUCUGCCUGAUGUCCUUGGUAUAUGGCGCAAAGUUUCACCAAGUGUUAUUUUAGCGAAGUGCUUUGAAGCAGCCAAAGCAAAGGGUCUUAAAGUAUUUGGAAUUCAGUACGAUGGAGAAUGCUACUCAAGCCCUAACGGCUUGUCAACGUACAAGAAAUAUGGUCCAGGCACAGGAUGCACCGAUGGUGUUGGAGAAAAUUGGGUCAAUGACGUGUAUUCCGUCGACUCUACGUCACAGUAUACGUCACUUGGUUGUUGGAAGGACCGGCCUUGGAGGAGAUUCGAGUUGCUUGGCACCUGGAAAGAGGAUGUCUAUCGCAAGUGCUACGAGGCAGUAACUGCGCGUGGUUGGAAAGGUUUUGGUAUUCAAUAUGGUGGUGAGUGUUGGUCAAAUAAAGACAUUGAGACUCUUUACAAUGUACGUGGUAAAUCCACCGACUGCAAGGAUGGUAGAGGUGGUGAAUGGGCAAACAACAUUUACCUAGUCUAAGAGCGACAUUUUCAAGAUAGACCAAGUCAUCCAAUGACCAGUGGCCAAAUUAGAAGUAACAGGAUUCACAAUGUAGACAUUCAUUGACGCUUAGGUGUACACAAGACUUAUUGUUAAUCGCUUUCAUGGGAUGUUGACAAUUAUAAAAUAAAAAUCAAAUUCAUGGGAAAAUGA
Messenger RNA from Exaiptasia diaphana, 3937 nucleotides. RefSeq lists its product as uncharacterized. NCBI's taxonomy places the organism in Eukaryota, Metazoa, Cnidaria, Anthozoa, Actiniaria, Aiptasiidae. The record is from RefSeq and is a predicted model, not a curated record. Bases 173 to 3763 code for a protein of 1196 amino acids. The transcript has 20 exons.